This is a messenger RNA of Esox lucius (northern pike), 11205 nucleotides long. RefSeq lists its product as uncharacterized. Gene Ontology annotation, biological process: regulation of protein kinase C signaling; signal transduction. The coding region runs from base 218 to 10576 and encodes 3452 amino acids. The transcript is spliced from 4 exons. The record is from RefSeq and is a predicted model, not a curated record. Gene Ontology annotation, molecular function: protein kinase A binding; calmodulin binding. Lineage: Eukaryota; Metazoa; Chordata; Actinopteri; Esociformes; Esocidae. Gene Ontology annotation, cellular component: cytoplasm.
GGCGUGCUGCGAGUGGUAGGCAUACAUGUGAUACAGCAGGGGAGGUGUUUUUCUGAAAGAGUUUACAGGAGAGACGUACUGCACCAUUUGAAAGCAUUUACGCAGCUUUCCUACACAAAGGCGUUUGCCUCUGUUUUCCUUUUUGGGGAUAUUCGGUGACAUUUACGUAAGGAUCGGCUCGUGCGGGACAGGACCGCCAGCAGCUUUAGUUUUGACAAUGGGGGCUACUGAAUCUGCGCCUCAGCGGGAAAAUAGCAAGUGUCAAGACGAGAACGCAAAGGUGGAAGAGCAGAGUGGGAACUACGUCCAGGAUGGCGAGAGUCCUGAUGUCAAGUUGCUCCAGAAGAAUGGACAGGCCUCCGGGCUAAAUGAGAAAGCAGAGCAAACUGAGGAGAUCAGUGGUUUGUGUGAGGACAUGGUUGUUGCAGAAGUUGGUGAGACAAAUUCAUCAAUUGUUUCUCAUAAAGAGGAAAUUCCAGAGAGGAUAGAAACUCUCAGAGAGGAGGUAUCACCUCUGGAAAACAAAGAUGGUGAUGGAAAGGUGUCACCAAAUGAAGAUGAUGAAUUAUCAACAAACACUGAAAAAGAAGUUAAAUUGAAUGAAGUCAAUAAAAGUUUUAAACAUUUCUGUAAUUCAAUUGGUCUAAAAUUCACCUUAAAAAAAGACUCUGAAACAACACCAGAAGUGAGCCCUAAGAAGAGUGUGGUUGAAGGAAGUACUCCAGAGGAUAUCACUGCAGAAAAUGCUGAGGAGAAUACCGAGCAGAGUACACCUGAGGAUAUGACUGAUGAUACGAUUAAAGAAUUGUUGGUCAAUAAACCAAAAGAUCUUGCAGAUAAUACAUUAAAAGAACUUGUUGAUGAAAAACAGAAAGAGACAACUGAAGGUAUGCUAGAGGAGCCUACUGAUAAGCCUCAAAAAGAGCUUUUAGAUGAUAUCCAAGAAAUGAAAAUCAAUGAUGCACCAUUUGAGGUUGUUAAUGACAAACCAGAGGAACCUGCUGAUUUUUCUACAUUUUGCUCUACAUUGACAGACCACACAUUUAGGAAAUACCUCAAUGAAACUACCAAGGAACAGACCCUAGAAAUUAUAGAACCCAAGGAGGAAAGCACAUCUGAAGAACUGGCUAAUAUAGAGGAAGAGGCAGAUAAACCUGCCCCUACAGUUCCGGUAAUUGAAGAAAUGUCCCCAUUCAAACGUUUUUUCUCAAUAGGAAAAAAACACAAGCAGGCCAAACAGGAACCCAAGAAAGAUUCCAAUGUGGAACAUAAGGAAGAUGUCAAGAAAGAACCUAAGACAAAACCCAAUGAGGAACCCAAGGAAGAACUCAAUGAAGAUCCUAACGAUGAAAUCAAUGAGGAAGUCAAAGAGGAUAUUAUUCUUUCUGUAGAGACAGAAGAACCUGCACCAACUCUUCAAGAUGUUGAAGAAAUUGUAUCUCCAAUUAAGAAGUUUUUUACCUCAGGAAUCUUUGCUGGUCUUAAGAAAAAGAAAAAGGUUCUAGAAGAGGAAAUGUUCAAAGAUGAGACUGUUGAGAAGAAACAGGAAAUGCAAAGCAUUAAUGAAACAGAGGGUUUAAACACACCAGAAGAAGCUGAACAUGAGCAAGAAUUUACAAAAGAGGAGAUCAGUCUAGGUGUGGACACAAUGUUGGUUCUUGAGAGGGAACACGAUGAGAAUGAACUUCAAGAAAUUGUGGCCACAACAUCAGAGGUAAUAACAGAUUCCCUGACAGCUAAGACAUCCAUUGUUUCUAAACUCAUGAAUGUCUUUAAAACUAGUGACAAUCAAGAGGAUGUUCUUGAAAAGCAGGUAGAUAGUAAGGGAUUACAGACAAUUAUCUCAAAUGAAGCUGAACGUCUUAGCUCUCAAGAGGAUGGUAAAGGUCAAAGAUGUUCUGUCUCUGAUAAUCUUGAAGACCAGUCGCCAUCUUGGGGAUUUGUAACAGUUGCAACAAAAGAAGCUGGAAUCAGUGAAGCGGAACUUCUCAGUUCUCAAGAGAAAACACAAAGUGUGGAAAGGCUUGAACUACAGUCUCAUUCUUGGGGAUUUGUCACUGUUACAGAGGAUUUACCUGAAGAGGAUUCAGUCCCAGAGAUAUUACUAAACUCAAAUGAGGUUAAACCUCUUAACUCACAAGAGAAAGCUAAAAGCCAAGAAAGUCCAGUCCAGGAUAUUUUUGAUGAGCAGUGUCCUUCUUGGGGUUUCCAUACAGUUAUCUUAAAUGAUGUUGAAAUUCUUAGCUCACAAGAGAAAGACAAAAACCAAGGAAGUCCACUCAGGAAGCUCUUAUCUGGGGCAGGUUUAAAGAAGCUUUCUAGGAAGCGGAGAGGUAUGAAAUCAGACGAAUUGACCGGGUCUGGUGAGCAUGUUGCAGAGGAUCUACUGUCAUCCACAGAGUCAGCAGAGUGUCAGAGAGGAGAGAGUCCUUCUUCUUUGCCUGAAAAAGUUGCAGCAGAGGUAAACAUGUCUGCUCAGGUAGGAUCAAGCCAUGAAUCAGAUGGCGAUGUAACUUCUGAUGGUGAAAGGAAGAAGGAUGGGACCUGGACUUCGUUAAAAAAACGAAUGACACCAAAAAGACAUGCCAAAAGAUCUUCUGAAAGUGACGAUGAUUUAGGACUUGUAGGUUCAAGUGAAGGUGAGAAGGAACUAGAACUUAGCACAGAAGAGCCCAAAAAGAAGGUAGACAUAUCUGUUUCAUGGGAGGCGCUCCUAUGUGGAUCUGCAAAGAAGAGGGGCUUACAAACGUCUGACUCCGAGGAAGAAGCACCCAAAAAGGAAGGUGAAACACUAAGUGAACGUGGAAACACUGAGUCUCCACUGGACAGUUCUCAGGAGGGAGGUAAUGAAGGGGAAUCUACAUGGAAAUCCUUUAAAAAGCUGGUCACCUUGAAAAGGAAGGCAAAAACUGAGGAAACUGGCAAAGUUAACUUAUCCGAGCAGAUGCCGUCUGACAGCGAAAUUGCCAAAGAUGAGUCUUCAUUUUCUCUAAAGAAACUCAUACCUGGACGCAAAAAGCAAAAGCAUGGGAGAAAGGAGGAAACAAUUUAUUUUGACGAGGCGGAUAAGGAUGCUGAAUCGGAUGAUGAGGAGGACUCUGAAACACCAGCAGUGGUCCCUAUCUCUGAGUUUGAUGCAGAAGAACUUGGAGAGAAACAAAACAAUUUAACUGAGGCUGUUAUAGAAACUGUAUUACACAUAAUAGAAGAUGAAACAUUGCCAAAUGUCUGUAGUUUGGCCAUUGAAUCUUCCAUACCCAAAAACACCCUGUCCACUGAUGCCACGAAGACUCAAGCUGAAGACACAGUGAAACAGUUGGCUCAAUCAACAUCCACAGACUUUGAGGACCCUACAGAAUUUAUAAGUAAACAUCAGCAACUCAGUGAUAUACCUGAGGAAGGUAUAAUAGAGGAGACCAUUGUCACACAAUUGUCUACUGCUGAAGAAGCCACACGAGAUGAUACCAUAGCAGAGGACCUAAUAGAGUUGACAUCUGAAGCAGUCACUGCCCCAGAACCUCAAGAUGAAGAAACAACAGAAAUGGUCUCAGCAGUGUCACAGUUAACAGAUGAAUCCCCCAAAACAUCAGGCAACACAACACCUGUACCACUAGAAUACGAGUUAAAGGACACAGUGGUACUUCUGCAUGAGGCUGUGGAAACUAUUAGUGGAACUUCAACUCUCUUAUUGGUAACUACAAAAGACCCACAUCUGGAAGCCAUAGCCAAAUCAGUUUCUUCACAAAUAUUCAACACACCUAAAGAGAUGGAGGCAACCGUUUUAAUGGCUGAGGAAAAAAAUGCUUCUCUUAAGGUAAGCACAAAUGAAGCAUCUCAAGAAAUAAAUGAUUAUGAUGAAAGCCCAGUAACUAUGGUAGAAUGUCUAUCUGAAAUCAGUGAGGUAGUACCCACUGAGUUGGCAUCUGGAAUUACAGAAAAGUUUGAUGCUUCAGGGAUUGCUACUGAUGAGAUACAAAAAGAUGAAAAUGAAUCAUUUCCAAUUGUGCAAAUAGAAACAGAAAUCUUAGAUGUGUUUGUCACUGACAAACCUAUGUUAAGACAGCCUCUCACGGAGGACACUUGUGAAGAACACAAGGAGGAAUUCCUGGAUGUUGCCCAGAAUGCUGCAGACAUUGAGAAUGCACCCGUUGUAGAAACAAACACUUGUGAUGUUCAAGAUGUCACAGGUGCAAUUCCUGAUGUUCCAUUGUCAGAACUGUCUGAUGUUCUAGAAUCUGCGAUUGCUAUAGUGGCACCAGUUGAAUCCACGCAGAAAAUGGAUCCUGUGGGCCCUCUAAGACCAGUCGAAGAGAUAAGACCAGUACAUGUUGCCGUGGUAAAUUCAGAAGUGAGUGUAACUCAGGUUCAAGGGAAGGUUGUAGCAGAAGACUAUCCACAGCCUGAUACAGAAAGUCCAAAUGUGUCGGUCACAGAAAAGUGUUUCUUCAUACAGCCUCUUAUGGGAGUCAUUGUUGAAGAUGAGAAAGAGGAGAUCAUGGAUGAUGCGCAGAAUGCUGCAGCAAUUGAGAAUGCAUCAGUUGCAGAAACAACAAAAUGUGAGGUUCACGAUGUCACAGCUGCAAUGCCCGACAUUUCCAUUUUAGGACCAUCUGACCAUACUGAAUCUUUCAUUGCCAUAAUGGCUCCUGAAAUAGAAUUCCCAAAGAAAAUGGAUCCUGUGGGUUCUCUACAACCACUCAAAGAGAUAAGAUCAGUACUUGUUGCAGUUGAAAAUUCAGAAGAGUGUGUAGCUCAGAUUGAACGCAAGGUUGUGACAGAAAACAAUCCACAGCCUGAUACAGAAAGUCUGGAAGUGUCGGUCACAGAAAAAUAUAUCUUCAUACAGCCUCUUACGGAGGUCAUUGUUGAAGAAGAGAAAGAGGAACUCAUGGAUGAUGUACAGAAUGCUGCAGCAAUUAAGAAUGCACCAAUUGCAGAAAAUAUCAGAUGUGCGGUUCAAGAUGUCACAGCUGCAAUGCCUGACAUUUCAAUCUUAGGUCUGACUGACUGUACUGAAAGUUUGACUGCCAUAAUGGCUCCUGAAAUAGAAUUCCCAAAGAAAUUGGAUCUUGUGGGUUCUAUGGUUGAAGUAGAGGACAUGGUUCUGAUCAAGAAUGUGACAUCAGCACAGAUUGUUGAUGACCAUGCACUCCAAGUACAAGUGACGGAUGCACAGCUAAAGUCAGUUGAAGAAAUUGUUAAUACAGCCCUACAAGUGGGUUCAACAGAUGUCAAUGAUAAAGAGAUUCUGGUUCAAAAGAUGGAACCUGAGUUUGAAUCAGCUGAAGCAAAUGUUGCAACCAUUCUUGAGGUCAGCUCAAGUGAUGAUCAAGUGAUUACAGUACAAAUGACAGAUGCAGAACUAAAAUCUGCUCAAAAAAUUGCUUAUAAUGUCCUUGAAGUGGGCUCAAAGAAUGUCAGUGAUCAAGAAAUUGUACAAAAAGAGGUGGAUGCUGAGAUUGAAUUGGCCAAAGCAAAUAUUGAGACAACCCCUGAGGUAAACUCAAGUGAUGAUCAUGAAAUUAAAGUUAAGGAGGCAGAUCCAGAGCUAAAGUCUGCUCAAGUCAUUGAUAACACUUUGCUCAAAGUGGACUCCACAGAUGUCAGUGAUCAAGAGUUUCUAGUAAAAGAGUUGGACGGCAAGAUUGAACUGGCUGAAGCAAAUAUUGAGACAACCCCUGAGGUAAGCUCAAGUGAUGGUCAUGAAAUGACAGUAAAGGCGGCAGAUCCAGAGCUAAUGUCUACUCAAGACAUUAUUGACUCUUCGCACAAAGUCAGCUCAAUUGAUGUGAAUAAUCACUCGAUUGUAGUACAACAGAUGGACGCUGAGAUUGAAUUGGCUGAAGCCAAUAUUGACACAAACCUUGAGGUUGGCUCAAGUGAUGGUCCUGAAAUUACAGUAAAGGCAGCAGAUCCAGAGCUAAAUUCUGCUCAAGUAAUUGAAGUAAUUGUUGACGCUUCGUUCAAAGGGGACUCAACUGAUAUCAGUGAUCACUCGAUUGUAGUACAACAGAUGGACUCUGAGAUUGAAUUGGCUGAAGCAAAUAUUGCAACAAUUCUUGAGGUUCGGUCAAGUGAUGAUCAAGAGAUUACAGUACAAAUGACAGAUGCAGAACUAAAGUCUGCUCAAGUAAUUGUUGAUAAUGUCCUUGAAGUGGGCUCAACAAAUGUCAGUGAUCAAGAAAUUCUACAAAAAGUGGUGGAUGCUGAGAUUGAAUUUGCUGAAGCAAAUAUUGAAACAACCCUUCAAGUCAGCUCAAUUGAUGGUCAUGAAAUAACAGUAAAGGUGGCAGAUCCAGACCUAAAUUCUGCUCAAGUAAUUGAAGUAAUUGUUGACACUUUGCUCAAAGUGGACUCAACUGAUGUAAAUGAUCACUCUAUUGUAGUACAAAAGAUGGACUCUGAGAUUGAAUUGGCUGAAGCAAAUGUGACAAUUCCUGAGGUCGGCUCAAGUGAUGAUCAAAAGAUUACAGUACAAAUGACAGAUGCAGAACUAAAGUCUGCUCAAGUCAUUGUUGAUCAUGUCCCUGAAGUGGGCUCAACUGAUGUCAAUGAUCAAGAGAUCAUAAUAAAAGAGGUGGAUGGCGAGAUUGAAUUGGCCAAAGCAAAUAUUGAGACAACCCCUGAGGUAAACUCAAGUGAUGAUCAUGAAAUUAAAGUUAAGGAGGCAGAUCCAGAGCUAAAGUCUGCUCAAGUCAUUGAUAACACUUUGCUCAAAGUGGACUCCACUGAUGUCAGUGAUCAAGAGUUUCUAGUAAAAGAGUUGGACGGCAAGAUUGAACUGGCUGAAGCAAAUAUUGAGACAACCCCUGAGGUAAGCUCAAGUGAUGGUCAUGAAAUGACAGUAAAGGCGGCAGAUCCAGAGCUAAUGUCUACUCAAGACAUUAUUGACUCUUCGCUCAAAGUCGGCUCAACUGAUGUGAAUAAUCACUCGAUUGUAGUACAACAGAUGGACGCUGAGAUUGAAUUGGCUGAAGCCAAUGUUGACACAAACCUUGAGGUAAGCUCAAGUGAUGGUUCUGAAAUUACAGUAAAGGCAGCAGAUCCAGAGGUAAAGUCUGCUCAAGUAAUUGAAGUAAUUGUUGACGGUUCGUUCAAAGGGGACUCAACUGAUGUAAGUGAUCACUCGAUUGUAGUACAACAGAUGGACUCUGAGAUUGAAUUGGCUGAAGCAAAUGUGACAAUUCCUGAGGUCGGCUCAAGUGAUGAUCAAAAGAUUACUGUACAAAUGACAGAUGCAGAACUAAAGUCUGCUCAAGUCAUUGUUGAUCAUGUCCUUGAAGUGGGCUCAACUGAUGUCAAUGAUCAAGAGAUCAUAAUAAAAGAGGUGGACGGCGAGAUUGAAUUGGCCAAAGCAAAUAUUGAGACAACCCCUGAGGUAAACUCAAGUGAUGAUCAUGAAAUUAAAGUUAAGGAGGCAGAUCCAGAGCUAAAGUCUGCUCAAGUCAUUGAUAACACUUCGCUCAAAGUGGACUCCACUGAUGUCAGUGAUCAAGAGUUUCUAGUAAAAGAGUUGGACGGCAAGAUUGAACUGGCUGAAGCAAAUGUUGACACAAACCUUGAGGUAAGCUCAAGUGAUGGUCUUGAAAUUACAGUAAAGGCAGCAGAUCCAGAGCUAAAUUCUGCUCAAGUAAUUGAAGUAAUUGUUGACGCUUCGUUCAAAGGGGACUCCACUGAUGUCAGUGAUCAAGAGAUUCUAGUAAAAGAGUUGGACGGCAAAAUUGAACUGGCUGAAUUAAAUAUUGAGACAACCCCUGAGGUAAGCUCAAGUGAUGGUCAUGAAAUUACAAUAAAGGUGGCAGAUCCAGAGCUAAAGUCGGCUCAAGUAAUUGUUAACACAUCGCUCAAAGUAGACUCAACUGAUGUAAAUGAUCACUUGACUGUAGUACAACAGAUGGACUCUGAGAUUGAAUUGGCUGAAGCAAAUGUUGCAACAUUUCCUGAAGUCGGCUCAAGUGAUGAUCAAAAGAUUACAGUACAAAUGACAGAUGUAAAACAAAAGUCUGCUCAAGUAAUUGUUGAUAAUAUCCUUGAAGUGGGCCCAACUGAUGUCAGUGAUCAAGACAUUCUAGUAAAAGAGGAGGACGGCGAGAUUGAAUUGGCCAAAGCACAUAUUGAGACCACCCUUGACGUAAGCUCAAUUGAUGAUUAUGAAAUUACAGUAAAGGCAGCAGAUGCAGAGCUUAUGUCUACUCAAGCAAUUGUUGACACUUUGCUCAAAGUGGGCUCAACUGAUGUCAGUGAUCAAGAGAUUAUAGUAAAAGAGGUGUACGGCAAGAUUGAAUUCGCUGAAGCAAAUAUUGAGACAGCACUUGAGGUAAGCUCGAGUGAUGGUCAUGGUCAUGAAAUUACAGAAAAGGUGGCCGAUCCAGAGGUAAAGUUUACUCAAGUAAUUGCUGACACUUCGCUCAAAGUUGGCUCAACUGAUGUAAAUGAUCUCUCGAUUGUAGUACAAAAGAUGGACGCUGAGAUUGAAUUGGCUGAAGCCAAUGUUGACACAAACCUUGAGGUAAGCUCAAAUGAUGGUCCUGAAAUUACAGUAAAGGCAGCAGAUCCAGAGCUAAAUUCUGCUCAAGUAAUAGAAGUAAUUGUUGACACUUCAUUCAAAGUGGACUCAACUAAUGUAAGUGAUCACUCGAUUGUAGUACAGCAGAAGGACUCUGAGAUUGAAUUGGCUGAAGCAAAUGUUGCAACAAUUCUUGAGGUCGGCUCAAGUGAAGGUCAUGAAAUUGCAGUACAAGUGGUAAAAGCAGAGCUAACAGCUGCUCAAGUAAUUGUUGAUAAUGUGCUCAAAGUGGACUCAACUGAUGUCAAUGAUCAUGUGAUUAUAGUACAGGAGAUUAAAUCAGCAGAAGAAAAUGUUAAAACAGCCCAUGAAGUGGGCCCAAAUGAUGAUCAAGCAAUUACAAUACAAGUGAGAGAUACAGAGCUAAAGUAUUCUCAAGUAAUUGUUGAUAAUGUUCUUGAGGUGGGCUCAACUGAUGUCAAUAGUCAUAAAACAGUAGUGCAACAGAUGGAUGCUGAAAUUAAAUCAGCUGAAGAAAAUGUAGAGACAACCCUGGAGGUGUGCUCCAGGGUUCAGCUCCAAGAUCACGAGAUUACAGUACAAGUGGCGGAUGCAGAGUUAAUGUCAGCUCAUGCAAUUGUUGAUAAUAUGCUUGAAGUGGGCUCAACCAAUGUUACUGAUCAUGAAAUCCUAGAACAAGACAAGGAUGUUGAGAGUAAAUCAGCAGAAGCAACUGCUCAUUCAGUGCAUGACGUUGUCUUAACUGAUGUCAAGAGUCACGAGAUUCAAAUACUUGUGACGGAUGCAAAUGCUGAGGUGGGGUCAGCUGAAGCUAUUGUGGAAACAGUACAUGAAGUGAUUUCCUCAAUGAACGCUAAAGAGGUCAUAGAUGUAUGUGACAAAAUGGAAGAUGAAAGAAAGGUUUGUAAUGCCACUAAGGAGAUUGUGGAAGACAUAUUUGAAGAGGCAAUUAUAACUCAAGAAAUCUUCCAGCAUGUACAGCCAAACUCAACAGAAGCUGCCGCUAAUGGUGUACUCCAGUCAAGAAAAAAGUCUGAAGUUGAAUUAACAAGCGAAGCAGAAGGUUCUAAACCACCAGAUAGUAAACAUGUAAUUGCAGUUACAACUUGUCAAGGACAUCAAUUUGUAGCUGCACAGGUGCAAAAGAACAUUACUUUAUUUGAAAAGUAUUUAGAGCUUAAUACUAUGGUAAAUAAGCAAGAACCUUCAGACAAAGAAAAUGAUCUCCCAACUGCUGUUCAAGUUGAUAUUUGUGAAGAUAGAACAUUUACAGUGUCCAAUUCUGAGGUUGACAAAGUACCACAUGAAUCAGUUCCAAAUACCUUAACAAAGUCCUGUUCACAAGAUGUGCAAGAAGUUCAUGGACAAAAGGCUGAAUGUAUUCAUGCUUUUGAAGUAGAUCGAGCCACUGAUGAUUCAGACUCAUUUGGGGAGCAAAAAAAGGAUCUGUUGGGAAUGGUAGUUGAAUCGGCAAAGGAAUCAGUAGAAUCAUUUGAAAAGAGAUUAUCUAUUGAAUCCCAUGUCCAUAUUCAUCUCCACAUUCAACCCAGAGAUGCUGGAGUGGGGUCUGCAGGGUUGGAUUUAUCCCCUCUUGCUAUUUGGCCACCUCCAAGUACUAUUGUGGAAGAUUCAUCAAAAACUGACCGUGUUCCUAAAGAAUCAACCGAAAGUACUCCAUUCUGUGAAGUUAGUAAAAAUGAGCAAAACAUUUACGCUGCCACUUCUGUCCCACUGCAUAUCCCUCCAGCACUACUAGACAUGCCUCCUGCCCCACUACAUACUCUGCCUGAACCAGCGCUGUGCACCAUAAACCCUGAAAUAGAACAGCAAAUGACUAAUGUUAUAGAGUCAAUUCAACACAUAGAGGAUGAGAAUGACCAAGAAGUGUGGCAGGAUGCUGAGGAAGAUUUUGGCACUGUAAAUUCCAAUGUCUUUGAAGUUCCAAGCAACAAAACAGAUGAUGGUGCAGAGGAGACCCUGCAAAACAUUGAAGAGAUAUUUGAUAUUGCACUUGAGCCUCAAAGCUUUCUGUCCGGAGGGGAAAUCUAAUAAGACUGUAAACAGCCCAGCAAACUGAUGUUUCAUGACCUGGUAUAGUUUUAUUAAAUUUAAAUGAGUGCUGGAUUUCCAGAGAACUCUUGAAAGACAAGAUUGAUGCCCAUACAUGAAGGAUGACCUAACACAAUCAAUUGAGGUGAAAUUGAAGGCAUACAUUUUCAAGCAAAUGUUUGCAUUUUGAGAAAUAUUUCAACUUUUUGAAUACAUUAAUGUUGCAGUGCUAUUGAAUCAAAGCUCAAAUGUAUAAUAAUAAUAAAAAAAAUGUGUUAAGGAACCAUGUUACAUUAUCUAAAAUGUACAGGAUUACAAAUCUAAGAUUUUAUCCUGUUUGUUAUUUGAACCCAGAGUCAAAAUAAAUUAUUGUAUGGUGACAUUGGGUAUUCGUUGGGUAAAAUGUAUAAUAAAAAAAUAAAAAAAGUUUAAUUUAAAAACAAUCAUAUUGUUUGCACAAGUAUUUUUCCCAAGUGGUGUGGAAGCACCCCGUUUACAGAUCUCUGAAGGAAACUGUUUCUUUACCAUUGGCUUCAACUUGUGGACCAUUCAUUUUACAGUAAAAUUUUCUGGAUAGAAAACCCACAGUAAAAUAAUUAUUUACAAUGGGGUGAACAAGUAUUUGAUAC